AUGUUGCCCCGUGCCUGCGGCCUCCGGGUGGGUCCGCGGAGGUGCCUGUGGCGCGGAGCAGCUCACCUUCUCGCAGAGGCUCUUGACCUGCGACUCCGACAGCUGCUUGCACUCGUUCAGCUGCUCAAUCCACUGGUCCAGCUCCUUGGUGAACAACUUCUCGUCCAUGAUGCCGCCCGCCCGCACCGGCUGCCCCUCCGCGCUGCUCCCGCGCCGCCGCCCGCAACCGGGCCACAGGCACACGCCGCCGCCGCGUCCCGGGGUACUUCCUAUGGCCCGCGCGGCUCCUGGGCGCUGGCGCCGGUCCGCUGGCUGACUCCGCAGUGCUCGGCCACCGGCCGCUGUGCCUCCUCCUCCGCUCGCCCUAGCUCCCCAGCUCGGCUUUCUGUAAUGGCGGCCGCCCGGCGUGGUGACGUCACGCCGACGUCAGGCGGCAGCCCGGAGGGGAGCGGAGCCCAGACGCGAGCGGCGCGCGCCGGGGCCUGUGCGCAUGCGCGGUGCAGCUGCCUGCCGACCUGUGCCUUCGCUUUUGGGGCGUGGUCCUCGCUGAAGAGGGACUGCCUGGACCGGGAAAAAUCAAGUCCAGCGAGCUCGGAGGUCGAAAUCGCACGCCCAGCUGGUCUGGCCGGGUGCUCCGCGAGGCGCCUGCGCGGAGUGUGCGCAAGCGCCGUGGGUCAGGGGGGGUGCUUCCCUGCUCCCGGGACCGCGUUCCUCCCUACGGCCGCCUAGGGACCGCGCCUCCGCUCUCGCCUGGGCCCGCGGCCGCGUCCCUGGAAGGAGGCGCACAGCCCUGUGACCCUACCAGAGUCCGGCCGCGCCUGGAAAGGCAGGGCUCCCGUAUUUGGGGCAGGCUGCUCGGAGUGA
Molecule: messenger RNA, 864 nt
Organism: Nannospalax galili (Upper Galilee mountains blind mole rat)
Lineage: Eukaryota; Metazoa; Chordata; Mammalia; Rodentia; Spalacidae
Exons: 2
Coding region: 1-729 (242 amino acids)
Source: RefSeq, a predicted model, not a curated record